UACAAGGUAAGAAUGUGAGUGACUGAAAGUGUGUGCAAGGGAAACUUAGAGAGAGAGAGAGAGAGACUCAUUAUCUCUCCUACUCCUCCUCAACUCGAGGCCAAAGCUAUUGCUGAGCCGCAACCCAGCCUACCCAAUCUUCUUCAUGUCCCUAUGCAGAAAAGUACCCCAAAUUUUCCCUAUAUAAAUUAUUGCAACUCUCAUUAUUAUAAUCCUGGUUUAUUUGUGUAAACCCACCUCACAUUUUCCCAAUUUUGCAGCUUCCUAAGUUUGUUGGUGUUGUUUUACUGGGUGGGUGGCCAUUGAAGAAGCAAAGACAUUAGUGUCAAAGAAGAGUCUUUUCUACAGAGGAAGAAGAGGCAUAAAGACACCAACAACAAACACCCUUUGCCUCUUCCCCUCAUUAUUGUCUCUUCAAGGAUGCUUCCUACCACCUGCAUUCUCUUAAUAUGCCUCUUGAGCUCUCUCUGUUCCCUCACCUUAGCUUCUCUAAACCUCAACCUCACCCUCCCUCAUCAACACCCCUACCCUGAAGCUGUGGCUCAAGAAGUACAAAGGAGAGUCAAUGCCUCCCUUUCCCGGCGCGAAAUGCUGUCCCUCAAGGACCAGCAAUGCGCCGUCGGCAACCCCAUCGACGACUGCUGGCGCUGCGGCUCCAACUGGGCCGACGACCGCCAGAAGCUCGCCGACUGCGGCAUCGGGUUCGGCCAAGACGCCAUGGGCGGCAAAGGCGGCCAGAUCUACAUCGUCACCGACUCCUCCGACCGCGACCCCGCCAACCCAACUCCGGGCACUCUCCGCCACGCCGUGAUCCAAACCGAGCCCCUCUGGAUCAUCUUCUCCGCCGACAUGACCAUCAAGCUCAAAGUCGAGCUCAUCGUCAACAGCUUCAAGACCAUCGACGGCCGCGGCGCCAGCGUCCACGUCACCGGCGGCGGAUGCAUAACCCUCCAGUACGUCUCCAACAUCAUCAUCCACAACAUUCACGUCCACCACUGCAAGCCCGCCGGCAACACCAACAUCGCCUCCAGCCCCACCCACGUCGGCUGGCGCGGGAAGUCCGACGGCGACGGCAUCUCCCUCUUCAGCGCCCGCAAAAUUUGGAUCGACCACUGCUCCCUGUCGUACUGCGCCGACGGACUCAUCGACGCCAUAAUGGGGUCCACCGGGAUCACGAUUUCCAACAACCACUUUGCGCACCACGACGAGGUGAUGCUUCUCGGCCACAACGAUAAGUACUCGCCGGACACCGGGAUGCAGGUGACGAUUGCGUUCAACCACUUCGGGGAGGCGCUGGUGCAGCGUAUGCCUCGGUGCAGGCUCGGGUAUAUUCACGUGGUGAACAAUGACUUCACGCAGUGGGAGAUGUACGCCAUCGGCGGCAGCGCCAACCCCACCAUUAACAGCCAGGGCAAUCGGUACACUGCUCCGGUGAACCAGAACGCCAAGGAGGUGACAAAGCGCGUGGACACGAACGAAGGGGAUUGGGCGGACUGGAACUGGAGAACGGAGGGGGACAUAAUGGUAAAUGGAGCCUUCUUCGUGCCAUCAGGUGCGGGCAUGAGCACCCAGUACGCUAAGGCCUCAAGCCUCGAGCCCAAGUCGGUGGGUCUCAUUGACCGCCUCACCGUCACCGCCGGUGUCUUCGGCGACCCAAGGGACAGUAGUAGGAGCGAAUCAUACCCUGGAUACAGCGGCGGUGGGACCGUAACCGAUGGUACCACCAACACCGGCAGUGGAGGGUCCAGCGGCGGUGACGACUAUUUUGGAAUGAUAUUCGGGAACAGUGCUCAACCAUCAUCAUCUUCAAACGCAAUCUUGUUGGCUCUUCUAAUUAUCUUAAUUUUGUAUGUUACCACCAGCCAUGGUGGUGUAUUAUCAUUACCAUUAUUCUUAACAUUAUUAUUAUAACACUCGAUUCAACGGAAAUAUCAUUAUUAGACAAAGGAAAAGAACUUUCUCCAUUAGUUUGA
This is a messenger RNA of Rosa rugosa (rugosa rose), 1973 nucleotides long. Its product is annotated as probable pectate lyase 18. The transcript is spliced from 4 exons. Gene Ontology annotation, molecular function: pectate lyase activity. Lineage: Eukaryota; Viridiplantae; Streptophyta; Magnoliopsida; Rosales; Rosaceae. The coding region runs from base 421 to 1911 and encodes 496 amino acids. The record is from RefSeq and is a predicted model, not a curated record.